GCUGAUGAAACAAACAAUUUAUCAAUUUAUGAAAUUAAUACAAGUACUGGAAAUUCCAGACAAGGAGGUAAAGCUAGAGAUCCAUCAUGGAAAUGUGGUAAACCUUCUGAAUUGAAAGGGCAUUUGGCUCUGAAAUGCCCAUUAGUUAGUAAAGAAAUUCUGCAAAUAAAAGGCAAAGUGGAAAUAUUGGAUCUUCAUUCUUAUUUUGACAGUGAUAGAAUAGAUGCACCAAAAAUUUCAAGAGCAAAUCAAGCAAUGCUCAUCACCAAUUUAUAUACUCAAUUAAUGAUUUUUCAAGUGACAGACAUACAUACAGCUCAAUUCAAUGAACAAUUGUUAAGAAUGAUUGACAAUAUUGGAAAAGAAAAAAUCACUGCAAUUGUUUCUGAUGCUGAAUCAGCAAUGAUGGCAGCAAAAAGAAGGAUUGUAUCUGAUUAUAAACAUAUUUUGCCAGUAAGAUGUAUUGCUCAUCAUAUAAAUCUUGUUACAAAAGAUUUAAAAUCAUCAGUAAAGACUCAUUAG
Entrophospora candida is the source of this 522-nucleotide messenger RNA. The record is from the annotation of a GenBank genome assembly. NCBI's taxonomy places the organism in Eukaryota, Fungi, Glomeromycota, Glomeromycetes, Entrophosporales, Entrophosporaceae.